Messenger RNA from Fusarium musae, 945 nucleotides. RefSeq lists its product as uncharacterized. Bases 1 to 945 code for a protein of 314 amino acids. The transcript has a single exon. The record is from RefSeq and is a predicted model, not a curated record. Lineage: Eukaryota; Fungi; Ascomycota; Sordariomycetes; Hypocreales; Nectriaceae.
AUGACUUUAGAGACGCCCAGCACAUCGGAGUUGAGUCCCCAGGACUUGGCUACUCGAGGAUGCGAGGUCACUGGUCUCUCCAUCUACAAAGACACCAACGAUGACAUCAACAUGGACAGAGUGCAUGCACUGCUGGCUGAAAUGAACUCAGAUGUCCCUCAAGGCGGAACAGACAUCGUUUACGGAGAAAGAGAAGCUCAGCGCCUUCGUCUCUGGAAACCGACUUCAAGUUCCACCAAGGCCCCAGUCAUCGUAUAUGUCCACGGUGGAAGUUGGACAAUCGGAACUUAUCUCGACUCAACUGGCUCAAAGAAAGUCAGCUACUUGAACGGCCUCGGCUACGCUUUUGCGUCAAUCAACUAUACGCUUAUUCCGAAGAUCACUGUCAAGGAGCAGGUGCAAGAGAUUGCUGACUCGGUGGCAUACUUGGUCAAGCAUUCUGAAGACCUCAACAUUGAUCCAGAGCGUGUAGUUCUCAUGGGCCACAGCUCAGGAGCACAUGUCGUAACCCUCCUAGGCACUGACCCAACUUACGCCCAAAAAGCCAAUUUUGACAUAUCCGUCUUCAAAGGCAUCAUCGCCCUCGACGGCUCAAACUACAACGCCCUUGCAGAAUUCUCUGAUAGUACCGGCCCCAUAAUCACAAACAUGAUCAAGGGACUGAGCGACGACCCGGAGAAAUUACAGGACAUGUCGCCGACGCAUCACGCAGCUGCACCGAAUGCGGGGGCGUUUCUGCUGCUGCAUGUUCAGAGGAAGGGGGGCAUUCGGCAGGCGGCUGAGUUGGCUGUGGCGUUGAAGGCGGCGGGGACGAGUGUGGAGAUGAGGGUUUUCGAGGGGGAGGGGUUUGAGGGCCAUGUUCAGAUGUUGUUGAGGCUUGGGGAUGAGAGUUACCCUGCUACGGGGGCGAUGAAGGAGUGGUUGGAGAAGCAUGUUCCUGUGUAA